Molecule: messenger RNA, 2054 nt
Organism: Tarenaya hassleriana
Lineage: Eukaryota; Viridiplantae; Streptophyta; Magnoliopsida; Brassicales; Cleomaceae
Product: translation initiation factor IF-2
Exons: 9
Coding region: 321-1757 (478 amino acids)
Biological process (GO): ribosome disassembly; translational initiation
Molecular function (GO): ribosome binding; translation initiation factor activity
Source: RefSeq, a predicted model, not a curated record
AACAACAGAGUUCUACGCCGUAUCUCUCUAUCUUCUCGUGUACAACUUCUUCACUGGGAUUUUGGAUUUUCUUCUGGAAUCUCUCUCGAUUUCUAAAAGAAUUUGAAGUUUCCGUUUCGUUUGUCCGAAUCAAGAUCUCAACCUGUUCGUUGCGUCUUCAGUGGGGUUCUGCGUCACCCUCGGUCGUUCUCUGUUCUCUCGUAGAAUUGCUUGAAGAGUGCGACGGUGUGAUCCACUACCUGUUCUUCUGUUCCGACAGUGUGCACAUCCCAGGGCGUGGCGAAUAAUCACUGCGUUUCGUCUGUAAUUGUCUGCAAUCAAUGGCUGUUUGGCGUAUAAUCAAUCGUUCGUACGUCAAGUACGCAUCGAGUCGAUUCACCAUGAGUUACAGUCAAGCUUCUCUUGCUUCCUCGAUAAAUUAUGCUGCUAAGCAGACAAGGAUAUGUUCUUCGGACAAUCCGAAUUCAGAUAUCUGUAGAAACCCAUACAGCGUUUUCGAGAACGUCAGGUUCCUCGCCUCCUCCGUUCUGGCAAGGAUGAAGAAGGAGGAUAUCGAGAUAGAUGGUCCACGUCUCAAUGAGCAGAUUACUGCCCCAUUCAUUAGAUUGGUGACUGAGGAAGGGCAUUUCGUCGUGCCAAGGAGUGAGGCGCUAAGACGGGCAAAGGAUAAAGAACAGGACUUAGUUGAGGUUCAAAAGGAUGGGAAUCCACCAGUCUGUAAAAUAAUGGACUAUAAUCGUGAGAAAUACUUGAGAGCUGCCAAGGAGAAAGAACGUACUAAGGCCAAGAAAGCAGAGGCAACUCUCCGACCGACUGUCAAGGAAGUUCAGUUCACUCCGAAAAUUGAACUGAAAGACCUCAAGCUUAAAGCAGAUCAAGCGUUGAGAAUGAUGGAACGUGGAUAUCGGGUGAAGUGCAUAGCAGUGCCCGACAAGAAUCGGGAAUUUGAGCCGGAGAAACUGAUGGAGCUGCUAUCUCGUUUCGCUUCACUCAUCGAGGAUGCAGUGGUGGAAAACGGGCCGAGCGUGGCGAAAAAGCAAGCCUUUGUGACAGUGAGGCACGCAAAGUUCGGGGAAUCGAAGAAAGGAGGGAUCAAGAAACUGAAGGACGUAGACAUGAAAACGGUGCCUCAAGCCCCUCCACCUAAAGAAGACUCUACAGAUGAUAAAAGAUCGGAACCCGAUAAAAAGGAAACGACGAUUGCUGAUUCUGUCGAGGAGGAGAGAUAUGAUUUCGUGGACGUUUCCGAGAAGCCUGUUGCGAAUCGUAAUCAACCAGUCGAAAGCCACAACAGGUAUGCGAAAAGGGAACCGAGCAAUCAGUUUUCAGCUGGGCGGGCAUCGGAUAACAGAGGCUCUGACAGUAGAGAUGCGAACCGGUAUGGACCUCGACCUCCAAGCCCACAAGCUUCUCAACCCCGGUUCCCGAACCAGCACCCAACCGGGGGUCAACCUCAGUAUCAGAACCCACAAGCUUCUCAACCCCGGUUCCCGAACCAGGACCCAACCGGGGUUCAACCUCGGUAUCAGAACCCACAAGCUUCUCAACCCCGGUUCCCGAACCAGGCUCCGAAUCAGCAGCCUACCAGGUUUCAACCUCAGUCUCCAAAUCAGCCCCUGAACCAGCAGCAGUCUCGGCCCCGGUUCCCGAAUCAACAACCUACCAGACCCGGGGCCGGAAGGUCGAGUGGUCCAGCUGCGUCUGGUUAUGGGAUCUUCAGCAACCCCGGGAAGAACGACAACAAUGGCGACAGAUGAGACAGCCAUGAUUUUCGUCAGGAGUAGCAACGGUUUUUUUCAUUCAAACGCCCAAAAGAUUGGAUUUUGAUCGCUCUGGUGGAAUGGCUGAUGAACUCUGGAUGAGAUGAAGCUCUCUCUACCCAUGAGAUUUUACAGCAACUGUGGCUAUGGGUGGGUCCCCUCUCUUACAAAUUAACCUAUUACAUUAUAGUCUUUUGUGACACUUUUCUAUGGAUUUUCUUUGGCCACCUAAUUGUUUGGGGUCUCAACAAUUUUGGAUUUUAUGUUAUCUAGAGAGUGAUUUUUGCCAUUCCA